GAAAAAGAAAACAGCGAGAAGCAGCGAGGACCGAGCCGGCCUGCAUCUCCCCCGCUCCCCCCGAGCCGUGGCACACGCACAAUCCCCUCCCCUCGAACCCCGCCUCGCUCGCUUCCGUCGACAGGUGGGUGGAGGGAAAGGGAGGCGGCCGGCGAUAGGGGAAGAAGCAGACCGGCCCUGAUCGGCUCGCCCUCCUCCGCGCUCCGACAUCCGCGUCUCGCAGCAGACAACAAUGGAGGCACUCAAGGAGAAGCGGGCAUGGCCGUGGGCUCCAUGCGGCUCGAGCUCCGCGAUGAGGCCGGCGCCAGGGUCGCUGACCUCGGUCGCGACGCCGCACCCCUCGCCGCCUACUCCCCCUACGUUGGGUACCGGCUGCACGUCAUCGACCUCGACCCCUCGUCGGUGACCUCCGGCGGGUGGCUGGAGGACACCUCAUUCGUUGAUAAGUACACCAUGUCGGACGAUGCAUACGACGAGCUCGGCACAAACAUCCGGAAGUUCAAAGAGAAGAUGGUGUCGAAAAACCUUGUAUCGGAUGAUAAGCAAUCAGACAAUCAGAUGGAGGAAUUGUGUGCUAACAUCAAGGGUUUGGGUGUCCAUCAGAUUCUUGCGAGGACAGCAACAGCGGCCAGCGUUUGUAUUUGCAGAGUUCAUGAACGCCGCACGUGCUUCUGCCUGGAUCUCUUCAGUGGGGUUUCCAGCGCAGCGGCGGCAUGAUGACCAAGUUGAACAGCCUCAUAUCACACUGCAUCAGAAAUUGAUUGCCCAAAUUUCUUGACUUAUUUCUGCAAUUGGGGUAACUUUUUUCUUCAAAUCCUUGCCGAAGGUAGCCGCGUAAUAUGGUCGCCGGAUGGAAGUAGAAGUUCGCAGUUACAAAAGUAAAGUAUGUUUUGGGCACCACUGUUGUUUCUUGCUUCACUAUGUUGUUCCAGGCGGUUCUUGAUGGACAAGCCCGAGCCUCCUCCAGAAAGGUUGUCUUCCUGACGCCACCCAAGGAUCUGACCACCUCAGUUAGGUGUUCUCCAUCCACAUAGGAUUGAGUGACAAGGACAUUGAUGCUCUUUCUGGUGGUCACACCCUGGUGUGCAUGUCUUAUGUAUGGCGCCAAGUUUGUAUGCUUACUGCCGCUACAAAGAAUGCUGACAAAGCUUCCAGAAUAAUGCUAUAUUAUGCUGCGAGAAGCACAAGUUCCUCUCUUAUCCUGUCUGUUAUCCAUUUCUUUUGCUCGAGGAGCCAACCAUGCUGACAAAACGCUAGAAGGCAUGAAUCUGAAUUUCUUACUUCUGUAUACAUACAGAAAACUACAUUAUUCAUGACAUCAUUACAUUUCUUUGUUGCACAUUGAACUAUUAAUGGCACCUUCUUCUUUGAGUAUAAAUUAUAUUAAGGAAGUUCUAAGUACUAAAUUGGAAAUACUUUCUUUGUGUACUUGCUCUAGACGGGCUCUCUUGUAUUGAUGUUUUUCCAAUAUAGAGUUCCAUUCAAUGUUGAUCUCCUACGAGGAGCAUGCUAUUUGAACUGAAACGGUGAAACCACAAGUCGACAUAAUCUAAUUUUAGUUAAAUGACAAAGAGGACAUUUUCUACCAUGUACGGGUGAUGCACGUGUUUCCAAUGUAGGGUCUAAUUUAAUUUAGUCCUUUUGAUCACCCAUGCUAAAUAUUGAAUGAGUCAACUAGGAGGAGUUUAAGCCAAGCUAAACUGAAAUCAUAAUUAAACAUAAGCUCUUUUCAGUUAAAUGGCACAGAGGGCCCUCUUCUACCAUGUAAAUUAAAUUGCAUAUUUACGCAUGUUAUACCUUGUUUGCAAUUUCUGUUUACUGAACUAUAUCCAUGAGACUAAUCAAAAGAGUAUUUACUAUUUUUGCACCAAUUAUUAUUUUUGUUACAUAACCACGUGCUGAUAGCGCAAAAGCGGACUGAGUUAGCUUAUUUACGUACCGUGAUCACCGCUGGAGCCACUCAGGCUUGCAAACAGUGAUCUACACGCCAAUUGUCGCAUCAUGCUAGGAACCAACAAGAGAGCCACCGUAACAACCAACUGGUCUGAGUUCCGCCGCCUUGCAAAAAUCCAUGAAGGAGACAUGUGUGCCUUUCGUUUCAAGGUCAGCACAAAGCAGCACCCGGUUCUUAUCGUCCAUUGCCUUUAUAUGAAGCAUCGAUAGCAAUGGAAGUCGUAUUUAAAUAUCAUCUAGCAUUCUAAGGACUACUAAUCAAGCUCUGUAAUAGGAGGAAACCUUCCUCUGUUUUUCGACGAUCCUAUCUGUUGCUUUUGAACAGCUACCACCUAUGCUUUUACCUAUAUAACCUCUGUUGUUGUUCCU
Messenger RNA from Triticum urartu, 2322 nucleotides. Its product is annotated as tubulin-folding cofactor B. Gene Ontology annotation, molecular function: protein binding. The record is from RefSeq and is a predicted model, not a curated record. NCBI's taxonomy places the organism in Eukaryota, Viridiplantae, Streptophyta, Magnoliopsida, Poales, Poaceae.